CUUGCAAGCAAAAAAUUAGUACCUGUAGUAAGUGUGUCGUUUGCUGUUUCUUAGAUAUAAGCGACAAGACGUUUACUUGACACUCUCGCUGGUGAGACGCCAGCUUUUGGAGAAUUUCACAAUUCUGCAGACUAGGGGUGGUUGAGCCCUAGGUUUAUAGAAACGACAGGUCGUUCUGAAGCAAAUUGUCGAUAUCUCUCUGCUAAACCCUAGCUCUCGAACGCUUGCAAAUUUACACAGCAACAUCCAUGGAUAGUGAAGGGAAGAUAAGCAUAUACAGAGCUGUGAGAACCAUAAAACGAAGAGAUAAUACUCUUUACAACGCUUUGAGAUCCAUAUACGAAGACUCGAUUUUUGUUGGCGAGAUCUCCCAGCUAUGGCCCGACCUUCCUCUUCUCGCCAACCUCCGGUGUGGCCUCUGGUACUCUCCCAAAUUCGACGCUACUUGCUACUUCAAAUCCACCGAUGGCCACAGCAAUAAUUGGUCAUUUAACACCUCUCGCCUCAACCUCCAUAUUGCCGAGCUUGCUGGGCAGAAAGGAGGGUGUAUCAUUGUUGACUCUACUCGGAAAGGGAAACGGUUUCCAGAUAGCAUGUCGAAAACAAUACCCAUUUGGACUUGUGUUCUGAAUCGCUCCAUUCUUAAUCAUAUCAGCAAACUGCGAGAUAGUGGGACGAUAAUGCAGGAGGAGGCUGAUUCCUCUAAGCAUGCUGAAAAUACAAGAAUGCUCUCUCAAAAUUGGGAUUGUUCUUUGCAUCUUCCCCUUUGGGUUCCUGAAACAGAGAAAGCAGCUAUUGAGGAACGUAUAGACGGGUGGAGUAAACAAUUGGAAGACAGUGGAGCUGAUAUUGCCUCUGUUGCGUCAUGCUUGAAAAAGCCUCUACGACCCCUAUGGAUAUCACAAAAGACUGUCAUCUGGUUGAAUGAAGUACCUGAUCAUGAUUCCUGGGAUUUCACUCCGAUUAUCCUUGUUUCAACCUCCUUUUCGAGCGGGAUUUAUCAACAUCGUACCACCUCUGAGUUUAGCUGGAGUUAUAUAGCAGGAGCUGGAGAUGAUGAAGAAAGUUGGGCAAGAGGUCUCUCACCCAGUCUUUUCUGGAAGCAUGCAUUUGAUCUAAUAAGUUCAGGACCUGAUCUGUGUAAUCAGAAGGUAGCUGAUAUUGUUGAAAAGGACAGAGUAUAUCGUGCUCAAAGGGGGCAAAAUGCUCCUCAGGUGACUUUGAAGCCUCCUGAAAAUUCUGACAGCACUGCUGAAUUUUCUCAAAUGGAUCCUUCAUUAUCUUUGGAUCUAUCUAAUGGGAAUAGUACUCUAAUGUCUCGCAACAUAGAUGAAGAUCAUGCAGUGUUUUGGCUAGGCUCGACUAAUCUUGCAUUGGGCACAACUCAACAUGCAGCACACGCAUCUGAUGUUGAUUGCAUCUUGAAUUGUGAUCAAGAAUCCUUCCAGACCCAUCUACAAGAUAGUGAAGCAUAUUUGCAUCUUCCUAUGUUGAGCUCAAAAUUGGAUCGAUUUUCCAUAUUAAGCAAUCUCCCUGCUGCAGUCAGCUUUGCAAAGGCGAAUCUUGGCAAAGGGAAUAGACUUCUUGUUUGUUGCAACAAUGGGGAAGAUAUCAGCGUGUGUGUUUGUCUAGCAAUUUUGACAUCUUUAUUCAGUGAUGCAGGAACCUUUGAUGAUGGAGAAUCCUUCAGAAAUAUACAAAUUACCAAGUGCGAGAUGAGACGGAGGCUUAUUUUCAUCUGUAAAUUUGCAGUGACUGCUCGUCCAUCUAGAGGAAAUUUGAAACAGGUCUUUGCAUUUCUGAGUGGACAAAGAUCGCCAUCCUCACGUUCACAUUGUAGGAGUGCUAACCAGGAAGAAUGUUGCUAAAACAAAAUGGGCAGAGUGGCAGUGUCUUGUUUUAGCCCGUAAAAUUCUGCACUAACAGCUGCAUCAUCAUUUCCCUUUUCUGGAGAAAGAUCUCUUAAACAUUCACAUUAUGGGGAUGGGAAGGAGAAAGAACGUUGCCGAAUUUGAGGUGCAGACUGCAUUGGGAUCUUGUAUUAUCUGUAAUUUUAUAGUAAAAGUUCAAUUUUCCAGAGAAAACUGAAGCAGAUUUUACUUAUCCUUAAUUGUGGGGAUACUAACCAAGGCAAACACAAGUGAUUGGUUAGUAAGUUUUUGGAGAAUCCACUCCCCAAGGCAACUAUUGAAACGUUAUUAUUCAGGAAAAGGAGAGAAACGGUUCACAUUCAGUUCUACCUCAACAUUGUUAUCUUCAAUGCGUCAGUUGGUUAGAAACAAAUAACUUCAUUAAAUAAUUUUAUUUUUGAUAGCA
Molecule: messenger RNA, 2316 nt
Organism: Manihot esculenta (cassava)
Lineage: Eukaryota; Viridiplantae; Streptophyta; Magnoliopsida; Malpighiales; Euphorbiaceae
Exons: 7
Coding region: 249-1868 (539 amino acids)
Biological process (GO): charged-tRNA amino acid modification
Cellular component (GO): cytoplasm
Molecular function (GO): tRNA adenosine(64)-2'-O-ribosylphosphate transferase activity
Source: RefSeq, a predicted model, not a curated record